AUGAGACAAUGGGUAUGCCGUAUUGGAUACAAUGUCAACGAUCUAAAUCGUCUAAAUGUCGUUCACGUUGCUGGUACGAAGGGAAAAGGCACAACGUGUGCCUUUGUCAAUUCCAUCCUUCAGAACUACCAACAAUCGGUUGGGGUUCCCCGCAAGAUUGGACUCUAUACCUCUCCUCAUCUGGUGAUGGUUAGAGAGAGAAUUCGAAUUAACUCCUUUCCGAUUUCAGAGGAACAAUUUACCAAGUACUUUUUUGAAGUCUGGGAUGCCCUCGAAUCGAGUGCUGUUAGAGAAGGUAUCGAUCCCGCUCAUAAACCCGCCUACUUCCGAUUUCUCACCCUCAUGGCAUUUCAUGUCUUCAUGAGAGAAGGUGUUGAUGCGGCUGUCUUUGAAGUUGGAGUAGGAGGUGAAGUAGACUCAACGAAUGUUAUUCCACAGCCAUCGGUGACUGGUAUCACCACCCUUGGGAUUGACCAUAUGGCUGCACUCGGUGAUACGAUCGACAAGAUAGCAUGGCAUAAAGCAGGAAUUUUCAAGACUGGCUCUCCCGCCUUUACCGUUCCUCAAGUGCCUGACGCCAUGGAGGUCCUGCAUCAGAGAGCGAAAGAAAAAGGCAUCAACCUCGUUACAAUUGCAGUCCACCCUGCUGUUUUCGAUAUUGGUCUCAAGCCAGCGGAAGAUUUUCAAAGGACAAAUGCUUCUCUCGCUAUUCGACUUUCACUUUCCUUGUUGAACAAACUCGGAGUUCAAGUGGACCUUGGCCUUGAAACUCUUCCUAAACAAUUUACCCAAGGUCUCGAGAACAUAGUUUGGAGAGGAAGGUGUGAGGCACUUACAACAGAAAAGCAAAUUUGGCAUCUUGAUGGUGCACAUACAGAAGAGAGCCUAAAAUUAGCGGCCUCAUGGUUUGGACGCGUCUCAAAAUCACAGUCAAACCGGUCAAGGGACACACCAAGGGUGCUCAUAUUCAAUCAGCAAUCUACACGAGAUGCUGAGGCUCUUCUUCGAACUGUGCAUAGUGAGAUAUACAAUAAUUGCAACUUGAAUUUCCAGUAUGCGCUAUUCUGUACGAAUGUGACCUACAAAGGCAACGCCUACAAAGUUGACUUUGUCAACCGGAAUGUCGAUCCAAAAGAACUCGAAAGCUUGAGCCUACAAAGGCGCAUGGCUGAACUUUGGCAUCAGUUUGAUCCCAGAACAGAGACAAAAGAACUUGUAUCGAUCGAAGAAGCCAUCGAAUACGCAAACGACAUUGUCUGCGAGGUGGAUAAGACAAUGAUUCUCGUUACUGGAAGCUUUCAUCUUGUUGGGGGUGCACUUUCCGUCUUGGAAGGGGAGAGUUUCGCCCUCCAAAAAGCCACGGCCCAGUAG
Penicillium argentinense is the source of this 1371-nucleotide messenger RNA. Its product is annotated as Folylpolyglutamate synthetase. Gene Ontology annotation, biological process: tetrahydrofolylpolyglutamate biosynthetic process. Gene Ontology annotation, cellular component: cytosol; cytoplasm; mitochondrion. The transcript is spliced from 4 exons. Gene Ontology annotation, molecular function: ATP binding; tetrahydrofolylpolyglutamate synthase activity. The record is from RefSeq and is a predicted model, not a curated record. NCBI's taxonomy places the organism in Eukaryota, Fungi, Ascomycota, Eurotiomycetes, Eurotiales, Aspergillaceae. Bases 1 to 1371 code for a protein of 456 amino acids.